This is a messenger RNA of Myotis lucifugus (little brown bat), 1278 nucleotides long. Its product is annotated as sialic acid-binding Ig-like lectin 10. Gene Ontology annotation, molecular function: sialic acid binding. The transcript has 6 exons. The record is from RefSeq and is a predicted model, not a curated record. Lineage: Eukaryota; Metazoa; Chordata; Mammalia; Chiroptera; Vespertilionidae. Gene Ontology annotation, cellular component: plasma membrane. Bases 1 to 1278 code for a protein of 425 amino acids. Gene Ontology annotation, biological process: cell adhesion.
AUGCUCCUGCCACUGCUCUUCGGGGUGCUGUGGGGCGGUGAGGGGGCCGAGGGCUGGGGCCUCCAAAAGGCGCAGGAUCCGGAUAAAGAAUACCGGCUGUCGGUGGAGAGUGUGGUGAAGGUACAGCGGGGCCUGUGUGUGUGGGUGCCCUGCUCCUUCUCCUACCCUCGGGAGGGCAACACCAAGGGUGACCCAGUUCUAGGCUACUGGUUCAGAGACGGAACCGAUACCCUCAGAGGUUCUCCUGUGGCCACAAACGACCAGUCCCGGAUGGUGUAUUGGGGGGCCAGGGGCCGCUUCCAGCUCCUGGGCAGCCCCCGGGAUGGCGGCUGCUCCUUGCUGCUCACCGAGGCCCGGAUGGAAGACAGAGGGUUUUAUUUCUUUCGGGUCGAGGGAGGCACCCUGCGAUAUAGCUUCAUGAACAAUAAGUUCUUUCUGGAUGUGACAGCCCCGACACAGGAGCCAGCCGUCUACGUCCCCGAGACCCUGGAGCCUGGGCGCCAGGCGACAGCCGUCUGUGCGUUUCAGUUUCACUCGGAACACUGUCCAGCCCCUACUCUCUCCUGGAGGGGGGCCGCCCUCGCCCCCCAAGAAAUCGGCGAGACAACGGCCUACGUCUCAGUUCUCACCCUCACGCCCAGACGGCAGGACCACGACACCAACCUCACCUGCCGGGCGAGCUUCUCCAGAGAGGGCUCGAGCUUCUCCAGAGAGGGCCCGAGCUUCGAACGCAGCGUCCGGCUGAAUCACGAAGGCGAAUUCAUUUGCCGCGCUCGGAACCCGCUGGGCGCCCUCAGCGUCUCGCUGAGCCUCUCUGUGCACUACCCCCCGCAGCUGCUGGGACCCUCCUGCUCCUGGGAGGACCAGGCUCUGCACUGCAGCUGCUCCUCCAGGGACCCGAUGGCGCCCUCCCUGCGCUGGCGGCUGGGGGCGGGGCUGCUGGAGGGGAACCAUGGCAACGCGUCUCACGCGGUCACCUCCAGCUCAGAGGGGCCCUGGACCAACAGCUCCCUGCGCCUCAAUGAGGGGCUCAGGGAGGGAGUCAGACUCAGCUGCGAGGCCCGGAAUGUGCACGGGGCCCAGAGCGCCUCUGUCCUGCUGCUGCCAGGCAGCCCUCCCUGCAGAUGUGUGACUGAGCAGCAGCAGGGCUCCUGGCCCCUGGUCUUCACCCUGAUCAGAGGGGCCCUCAUGGGGGCUGGCUUCCUCCUCACCUACGUCCUCACCUGGCUCUACUACACCAGGUGUGGAGGCCCCCGGAACAGGAGGCAGAGCUCCUGA